AAAUUCUACUCGGUGGAUAGGGUAUAUUUAAUUGACCAAUUAUGAUAAAGAAAUCCUAAUUAUCUUUGUUUUUAUUGGUCAAUUAAAUGCUACUCCACCCGUUGAGUAGAGUUUUCGAACGUAGCUAUGGAGAUGUUGCCUGGCACGCUGCAGCGGAAACCGACGAAAUUAAUCCGACAAGAUGACAUUAUCAAAAACAAAUCGCGACGCGGCAAAAACAUAUUUCACGAGUUGUCCUGUCGCGGGCUUCCAACCUCAAAUUAAGCACCACGCAAACCUACUUGCGAUGACUCAGCAACGAGACCUUUCAUGAAGAUUCAGCAAAACAGUGAACAGAUCUCAUUCUCGAGAUCUUCAAGCGUCAGCAACGCAAACGCGAAACAGUCUUUUCAAGAAAAAAAGAGCACCUGAUCACCGCAGCCAAUACGUAGAUAAGUUGCCUAAUAUACGAUGGAAUACUACAUAUUUUCAUACAUAUUCCGAAUGUCUAUAUAGCCCGGAGACAUCCGCAUUAUAUUUUGCAACAAGAGGAAGAAAGAGAAAUGUCUUCAGUGCGAAAAAGCCGCGAACGAGGAUGGAGCAGGAAAAAAAUAAAAGCGCGCCGAGCGAAAGCGACGAUGUUUUUCCACGGCAAAAGGAAACUCAUGUGGCAGCACUCGACUGACCCGCGUCCACAUCUCUCAUCGCUCUUAGAGCACCGUUCAACAACGGACGUCGCUCUGCCUCGUUCUCUCAGGGCCCGUCGUUUUGCGGCCAUGGCCCAUCGCGGAUUCAUUGCGAAGAAUGGAUUAAGUGUUCGCGAAAAUCGUAGACCGCGUCCCACACAAACCAGGAAGUCCAUGUAGAACAAUUAUAGUUAAACGUCAUCGACUGACGCGAGUCGGCGGCUACUGGUUACUCGCAUCAAAUCGCCCCGAAAAGCAGUGGGAAUUCCCUUCUGAAACCUGUUUUGCGAGAUUCUACAGCUUAAGUGCUAGUAAAUUGAUGCCCGCAUACACAGAUUAGUCAAGUUUUUUUUUGUUUUUCCUGUACUAUAUUUAUGAGGAACAAAGAUAUUAUUUUGAUUCAUGCGUAAAACGAAACAGCGCGUCUUUUCCUGUUUCAAUUUCUAAAUCGUCGAUUUUGCGACGUUAAAACGCGGUAAUUGUUAUUUGACAAUUACGUUAUUAUCAUUAUUGUUGUAUAUUUCUACUUUUCUGUCUUCAUCUAUUGUAUGCUGAAAAAAUACUCUCACGAGCACGUUAAUUUUGUAGCAUGCAAGCUUUAAAAGUAAUGUCAAAGUGAAAAUCACAACAAAAUGGUCCCAAUCACUGGAAAUUUCUUUCUUUCGAUAUAAAAUGAUAUUUAGUUAAGAAAAGCAUGGAUUUAUAAAAAAUGAUCAUUGUGGUCAGUUUAUCUGGAUUCCAAAAAGUUAUGAAAGUGAAGAUCCUGUCACCGUUUUCCAUAUAUUUUUCUCUAUAUACUUUCCAAUUUUCGUUCAAAAACUCCAAGAAUACCUUAUGACCACUUCUUGUGAGACGAAUUUUAAUUAGGGUUGAAACGUUCCAACUAAGAACAACCUUUUGAGAACAUUGUAUGAUAAAAUAAUAAUAAUGAAUAAUUUAUACGCGCGAAUAUCCGUGCUUCUCGUGUUGACUCGAAAAAAGGACUUGAUUAUUCAAAUCAAUACGUUAAUUACGCGACACGAAAUGUUAAUAUAACUUCCUAAAUUAUAUCACAUUCUGAUCUUAUAACGAUCAAGCAGUUUUAAAGACGUUUCUUCCGGUGCUGAUUUUACUGAUAAACACGGUAAGCACCAUGCUGUACUUUCGUGUUAUUAAUGCGAUAAGAUACGGUUAAGUGACACUUUCGAGAUGAAAUUUCCCGUUAAAGUUGGAAUUUGUCACUUCUUAUCGUGUCAUUGAUAAUGAAUCUCACUUUCGUUAGAUUGUAUCUAGCACACUUCAUUAUUAUUAGUAUAAUUAAUUCAAAAUCUUAUUUUUAGUCAAAACUCGGAGAGAGAUUCCCGCAGAUGAUAGAUAUAGACUCAAGGAAGCAGGAAGAAAUAUAGGAAUGAGUGAUGAGAUUGAUUUCCAAUUCGGAAAAUCGAGAAUAUAAACUCACGAGGCGAGUUUUUUUUAACGUAAAGUCGUCUUUACCGAUUUAUCGGUCUUCCUAUAUUUUUUCCGUGCGAUUAAUCUUGCGAUCAAAAAUUACUGUUUUUGUUCACAAUUAAAGAUCCUUUAUCGAUUACGCAAGCAAAUCGUGCGUAAACGUACAUUGUGCGAACAAUAUACACAUGAUUGAACUUCGUUUUCUUCGCGGCGCGAAACGAUCAAUUGGUGUUGUAUAAUUAACGAUUUUGACGCGAUGUGUUGAGCAAUUGUGAUAUUGAGUAAACGAAAGUGCGUUUACAUAUGUACUGAAGUGAAUAAAUGCACAUUCACGUCAUUCGCUCGAUCGGCUUCACCUCUCAGAGGAAUUCAUAACGACGCAUGAUUGUACUGUAUUUAAUUAUUCAAUUAAGACGUCUUGAUGUCUUGCAUCAUAAAACUUCGCACGCGAUGACGCUUGGAUCCUAGGAAAUCAGAGAAACUCGUAUAAUUGAUUACAUUUACAGAUCGGGAUUUAUAUUUAUCGCACGUAAUAUGGGCAAAGCGCGUCAUCGUGACGUGUGCAAAAUACCGUAAAAGGAAAUUUUUACGCGUAGGAAGUUUGCAUUUUAAUAAAAUGAAUAUUAAUUCCGAGCGCAGAAUCGAAUACUUUGUGGUGCAGUCAAUAACUUCGCCAUGGAUCUAAACGUAUUUACAUGAAAUUUAUUUCAACUUUUAUUUACAAAUUAAAAAAAGUCGCCUGAUUUUCGCGACGGACUUUCAAUUGCGAAGAUCAGAAGCAAAAUCCGUCGAGUUCGCUGUUCGCGAGUGUACAGCUAAGUAACUUGUUUAUCGCGCCCGGCUGGGUAUUAAGUUCAAUUACGACGAAGAUAACUUUUAUUACUUUUCGACUCCGCCGCUCGACGAUAAAAUUAUAUCAAAUCGAGUCUUUUCUUCGCCACGCAUGCCACGAAACCAACCUCCGCAGAAAGGAAAAAGAAACCCUUAUUGAAGAGCCGCGACAACGCUUCUUCCUCGUUCUCAUCAACGUCAUUCUCUUUUUCUUCUUUUUCCUCUCGCGGAUUUCGGCACAAGUCGACCAGUGUUUGAGGGGGAAAUCCGGUGAUAUGAAUUCCCGUGGGGAAAACUGCGGCAUACGCGGGGGAAGGCGGCGAAAAGGACGGCCGUGAUUCGCGCCAUAUCGCGGCGUGUCGUGUGUCAUUCUCGUGUCUACCUGUUCUACCUGAUGGUCUACGUGAGGACAAGUGAAGUAGCAGAACGCCCAUCUCGCCGGCUAUUCGUGGCUGCGGCGAUUCAACAGGACUCCUGGAUAGAGAGGGGCACGCCGGUUCCUCAAUACCUCGUGAUACAUCACCACGACGCGGUCAUUGCGUCUUGGACACCGGACGAGAAGUCUUCGGGGCGAGUAGCCAAAUAGACUUGGCUUCCGGCGCUUGCACGCGAGAGGAGACGUCUGUCGCGUCUCAACUCUAAAUCGUGAACGGAAAGUUCAACGCCGAGACGUAUCGUUGACGACCAUCGUCCGUGGAUUAGCUAGACCUAUCGAUCUUCAUCGUUCGACCUGGAGAAUACCCUGCGAGGAAUUGUUAAGCGUGUAAAAAUGACGCGGCCGAGAACGACGAUGAUCUGGAACGUGCUGCUGGUUCUGCUUUAUCUGUUCGCUCGUGAAAGUCGAUCCGAAGCGGUGAUAACGGCCCAUGACGAUAUCGGGCUGACACCGAUCGACCCGGAGAUCGCCGACACCAUCGACUGGAGUCGUCACGCGUGCAGACGAACGUGCAGGAAUGAUGCGUCGUCCCUAGAUUGUUAUUACACUUUCAAGCUGGAGUCUUACAUGACUAUGAGCAAGGCGUGCUAUGACUGUCCCUUCAACAUCACGGACUGCUUUCGACCUCAUUGCAUCCCGGCGGAUGGUAUCAGCCGGUCCGUCUUGGCUGUAAAUCGCCAAUUACCAGGCCCACCGAUCGAGGUAUGCCAAGGCGACAAGAUAAUAGUAGACAUGAUCAACAUGCUGCACUCCGGGAGCACCACGAUGCAUUGGCAUGGCCAGCAUCACAUCGCCACACCGUACAUGGACGGUGUACCUUACAUAUCGCAGUGCCCGAUUCCACCCGGGUCGUCCUUCCGAUAUGAGUACAUCGCCACCGAAGCCGGCACGCAUUUCUGGCACUCUCACUUAGGACUUCAAAGAGGCGACGGCGUGUUCGGGCCGUUGCUCGUCCGCGUACCACCCGCAAAGGAUUGGCACAAGGAUCUUUACGACUUCGACGAGUUUACUUUGGUGGUCGCCGAUUGGAUUCACGAACUGAGCGAUAGCAUGUUCUUGGCUCAUCAUCAUUCGAACGGCACUAAUAAAGCACCGAAUCUUAUAAUAAACGGUCUGGGUCGUUACACAACCAUAAAAGAAAAUGAGACUCUUGCCAACAUGCCUGUUUCGACGUUCGAUGUGAAACCGAAUUCCCGGUAUAGAUUCAGACUUAUCAACGCGGAGUUCUUGAACUGCCCCAUAGAAGUUUCAGUUGACAAUCAUACUUUGCUUGUAGUCAGCACGGAUGGACGUGACAUCGAACCGGUGCAAGGCGAAUCUCUGGUAAGCUACGCCGGCGAGAGGUUCGACUUUAUCAUUGAGACGAAUCAGCCGGUGGACAAUUAUUGGAUGCGAUUCCGUGGACUGAUGGACUGCGACAAGAGAUUCCUAAGCGCGUACCAAGUCGGAAUAUUGCGCUACGAAGGAGCACCCAACGCGGAUCCAGAAGUUGAGGUUUCGUACGAUCGUGUACGAAAUGAUUCUUAUGGAUUGCAAAUAAAUGCUCUAAACGAAGGGACCGAGUCGAACAAUAGCAUCAGCAUGCCAUUAUUGAAUGCCAUGGACCCUGAUGACGAAUCCAACACCAGAGAACCAGAUUAUCAAUUUUACAUAUCGUACGACUUCUAUGGGAAAGACAAUCCGAGUUUUCAUCGCAAGAACUUAUAUGGCUUUCACCAAGUAAGGGAUCGGACUCAGCGAUUGUUUACGCCGCAAUUGAACCACAUAUCGAUGAAACUACCCUCGUUCCCGCUGCUACCUGAGAGACAUCUCGUUAAGCCGGAUCAGUUUUGCAACUCUAGUACCGUCGAAGGAUGCGAGAAAGACUUUUGUGCUUGCACUCACGUACUUCAAGUCAAAAAGAACAGUGUAGUGGAACUGGUUCUGGUAGACGAAGGUUUCACGUUCGACGCAAAUCAUCCGUUCCACCUUCACGGUUACCAGUUUCGCGUGGUGGCCAUGGAAAAAGUCGGACAAAACAUCACUGUCGCUGAAGUGAAGGAAUUAGAGAGACAAGGCUUGAUAAAUAGGAAGCUCGAACGAGCACCUCUGAAAGACACAGUCACCGUACCCGACGGCGGAUACACUAUUGUGCGCUUUCUCGCAAAUAAUCCAGGGUAUUGGCUGUUCCACUGUCACAUUGAGUUUCACGCAGAGAUCGGAAUGUCGUUGAUCUUCAAGGUAGGCGAGCAUGAGGAGAUGCCACCUGUGCCUUCGAACUUCCCGAAAUGUGGUAACUGGAUAAUGACGCAGGAUCACAGCAACAUGAGUGAUUCAAUCGACAAAACCGUAAACGACACGGUUCCCGCAAUGAUCGAGACUGAGGAACCACCGACGAGUGUCAAAGUCGCGAUAUCGAUAGAUCACCUGUUGAAAUUAUUAUCGCAACUUGUACGGGAACUGCGUCCUCAGUCCUCCUUGGCGAACAGAUCGAGCAUGACGCUGUUACCGGUCAUUUUAGCUUGCCUCAUUAGCUUCGUGUUCAGUCCAUGUUCGUUAUGA
Odontomachus brunneus is the source of this 5901-nucleotide messenger RNA. Its product is annotated as laccase-1-like. The record is from RefSeq and is a predicted model, not a curated record. NCBI's taxonomy places the organism in Eukaryota, Metazoa, Arthropoda, Insecta, Hymenoptera, Formicidae. Gene Ontology annotation, biological process: iron ion transport. Gene Ontology annotation, cellular component: plasma membrane. The coding region runs from base 3694 to 5901 and encodes 735 amino acids. The transcript has 13 exons. Gene Ontology annotation, molecular function: oxidoreductase activity; copper ion binding.